Molecule: messenger RNA, 1073 nt
Organism: Aspergillus japonicus CBS 114.51
Lineage: Eukaryota; Fungi; Ascomycota; Eurotiomycetes; Eurotiales; Aspergillaceae
Exons: 1
Coding region: 162-980 (272 amino acids)
Source: RefSeq, a predicted model, not a curated record
CUUCGAGUGCCAACUUUUCUUCAUUUCUUACCUUGGUCAUCUUCUCUGUCCUGGACAAUCUACUCGGAUCUCUCAUCUGGGAUUGCAGUCAUCCUGUCGUCGGCCUGCUGCUCUGCGUUCCACUCAUCCAUCCCUCUGAUCUCGUCUUAUCCAGACUACCGAUGAGAAUCUUCAACACGACGAGCACCACACCAACAACCAAAGAAAGAAUGAAAAGCAACCACAGAACGCCUCUCGCAGCACCUCCACCUUCACCUCCACCCCCGUCAGCAUCAUCAGCAUCGUCAUCGUCGUCCCCUCCUCAUCCUCUCCGAUUCCCUCACAACCGCAACAACAAAAGCACAAACACGCCUACGCCUAUCUCCCCUACCACCAGAACCACAACGACCACGGAGCACAUCUACACCAUGAUGACUACGACCUUGACUACAGCCCCAACCACCACCCCGACCCCAAACCAUAACCAUAGCCAUCUCCCAUCCCACCACCCCAAGCGAACUACCACGCACUACCAGCACCACCAGCACCACCACACACCCCACCCCAUCACCAUCCCCCCGCGCCAUCGCGAACUCUCCCUGACGGAUAGCGAAAUCAGCAUCCUGGAUCUGGGGCCCAGUCUGCUUGUCCUGGGCGAGGAAGCGGAGGGAGAGGGUGACGGUGACGCGAACCCGAGGGGGGAUUUCCGGGACUUGCCCGAUUUGCGGGGCGUGUAUGCUUUGGAGUCGGAUCGACGUCCUGAUUGGGGUUAUGUAUGGGAGAAGGGGGAGGGAGACGGGGCUCGGAUGGAAAGGGAUACGCUGGUUUUGAGGGAGUCUGGGCGGGAUUGGAAGGAGAAGGGCAAGGGGAGGGGCAAGGGGAGGAUAGAUUCUGUGGAUGUUGCUGCUGCUGCGGGGAGGGAAUGGGGUGAGGGGACGCAUGCUCAUCCUUUGGUUUCGUCGCGUUCGGAUGGGGGGGGAGGGUGGUGCUGGCGCUGUUGAGCCGGUGGUGUGUUGGUCUGCGGUUGCUACGCCUAGGGGAGUUGGGCUGCAUCGGAGUGGGGGUCUGGAUUAGUGGUGUCUAGAUGAGGUUUG